Ylistrum balloti is the source of this 2073-nucleotide messenger RNA. RefSeq lists its product as uncharacterized. The coding region runs from base 1 to 2073 and encodes 690 amino acids. The transcript is spliced from 2 exons. Gene Ontology annotation, molecular function: nucleic acid binding. Lineage: Eukaryota; Metazoa; Mollusca; Bivalvia; Pectinida; Pectinidae. Gene Ontology annotation, biological process: DNA integration. The record is from RefSeq and is a predicted model, not a curated record.
AUGGUUGUCGCAGAAAAACCUAAUGGCAAGCUACGCAUUUGUUUAGAUCCCAAAGAUCUAAAUGUUGCUAUAAGACGUGAACAUUAUCAGUUACCUACAUCUGAGGAAGUUAGUAGCAUGCUGUCAGGAGCAAAAUAUUUCAGCAAGCUGGACCGGCUACCAUUUGGGAUCAAAAGUGCAUCCGAAGUUUUUCACAAGCGGAUAUGUAACAUUCUUCAAGGUAUCCGAGGUGUCAAAUCCAUAAUUGACCACAUUCUUGUAUGGGGAGAAACACUUAAGGAACACGAACAGAGGCUUGAGCAAGUAUUGAACAAAUUACAAGAAUCAAAUGUGACCCUGAAUAAGGACAAAUGUAAAAUUGGGCUGACAGAGGGUGUGUAUUUUGGGCACAAAUAUUCAGGAAAUGGAAUACAGCCUGACGAAGCAAAAGUAAAGGCGAUUGUGGAAAUGCCUACACCUGAAGACAAGAAAGAGUUACGGCGUUUCCUGGAGAUGAUAAACUAUUUGGCAAAGUUUGUCAAGGACCUGUCAACAAUUUCUGCAACGCUUCGUGCUCUAUUGAAAAAUGAUGUGUUGUGGAUUUGGGAAUCGUGUCAUGAGGAAUCAUUUAAUGCUCUCAAAGCAUUAGUAACAAACACACCUACAUUACAAUAUUUUGAUGAGAAGAAGUCUGUCAAGCUGUCUGUAGAUGCAUCAAAGUAUGGUUUAGGAGCUGAAAGACCAGUCGAGUAUGCGUCAAAAACACUUAAUGAAACCCAAAAAGGCUAUGCACAGAUAGAGAAAGAACUGCUGGCCAUAGUAUAUGGAUGUGAACGGUUCCAUCAAUAUGUCUACGGUAGAGAGGUCUUAGUAGAGACUGAUCAUAAACCUCUUGUAACAGUGGUGAAAAAGGCGAUAGGGGAGACAACUCCCAGACUUCAACGACUUCUCAUGAGGUUACAGCGAUACCAGAUACGAGUCAUUUAUAAACCAGGAAAUGAAAUGCACGUAGCAGACCAGUUGUCAAGGUCACCUUUAUCACACCAGGAGAGUGAGGAUGUUACUGCGGAUGUAGAGGCUCAGAUUCAUCUAGUGAUGAACAGUCUACCUGUAACCACGACCAAAAUGGACAAGUUUCAAAGGGAAACACUCAAGGACCCAAGCCUGCGAGAAUUAAGUAAUAUUACACAAGAAGGAUGGCCAGAUGACAAGCAUCAAGUACCAAAGAGUGUACAGCCUUAUUUCAAUGAAAGAGCUGACUUAACUGUAAGUAAUCACAUCAUAUUCAAAGGUGAUCGUAUUGUUGUUCCUACAACCAUGAGGAAGGCAAUGCUGAAGGUCAUACAUGAAGGUCAUUUUGGCAUGACGUCGUGUAAAGCCCGUGCACGUGAAGCAUUAUACUGGCUAGGGAUAAGUGGUCAGAUUGAGGAUUUUGUAUCCAAGUGUGACAUUUGUUGUACUUUUCGAAAUGCAAAUACACGCGAACCACUGAAACCUCACGACAUACCUACAGGGCCAUGGGAAAAGGUAGGGACAGAUUUGUUCCAAUUCGAAGGACAGAUUUAUUUGCUGAUAGUUGACUACCAUUCUAAGUUUGUGGAGAUGUCGAUACUGAAGGACACUCGCUUAACAACGGUGAUAAAUCACAUGAAGUCUUUAUUUGCACGUUACGGCAUUCCAACCGAGGUCAUUUCGGAUAAUGGUCCGCAAUAUAGUGGGAGAAAAUUCAAGCAAUUCAGCCGAGAAUGGAAGUUCAAACAUGUCACCAGUAGCCCAUAUCAUCCACAAAGCAAUGGUAUGGCAGAGAGAUCUGUACAAACAGUUAAAAACAUGCUUCAAAAAGCUGUGAAGGAUGGAAAGGAUCCAUAUUUGGCAUUGUUGGAGUUCAGAAAUACACCAGGAGAAACAGGCUCAUCACCAGCUCAACUGUUGAUGGGACGUCGUUUAAGGUCUUUACUCCCGAUGUCGUCGAAGCUGUUGAAGCCAUCAACUCGCAAUAUCAAGGCACAUAAAAGGAUGAAAAAUCAACAAAAACAACAAAAGGUGUAUUAUGAUAGAAAAUCAAAAAACACUUCAGCCAUUAAAGAAAGGUGA